AAAUUGUACAGUACUGUAUUUGGAAAGAGGUGUGUUUUUGGCCGCGUUCGUUUUCGCGCGUUUAGUUUUGCUGGUGUCGAGGAGGUUUCUCCCCUUUUUCUAUUCAAAUUGUUGCUGUUCGUCCGUCGUCGAUCGGGUUGACUUAUCAAUAUUCCAGCUUUUACAAAGUUAUUGAUAACAAAGUGAAAUGUUUUCUUCACUUGGUGGUAUCAAGAAAAGAGAGCCAUUGUUCACUUUUAAGAAGAAGACACUUUUCGCCACAACUGAUGACCCGAUAUACAAACCUGUUCUUUUCUCAACUGAUUUACAAACAAAUCGAUUGGUAAAUGCAACGAAUCUAAGCAUAUCACCGUCGGUAGCUUCUUCUAUAUUUACUUCGACAGAAAUACAGCCUGUCUUGUUAGCGAGCAAUAAUACGAAUCUCCCAACUAUACCGACAAAAGCAACUUCGAUAAGUAAUUCAAAGACUGAUGACGACCCAUCGUCAAAGGAGGAAAAAUGCUCUAACAACACGAUAACAAAGGUAGCAUUAAACAACAAAAACCAAGACAAAGAAGACGAAAUUGAUAAAGAAAACAUUAAUGAGAAUACGGAAGAUGAUGUGUUUGAUUUUGCCAGUGCAAUCGAUGAAUAUGGAUCAAAGGAGCUCAAAUUAAUGGUAGCAUCAAACAGGCCUGUUCCUAAAAAGCCACCAAUCACUCGAAAAAGAAGCAAAGCAAAGAAAACAAACUCACCUUGUACAUCAUGCGCGACUAAUAACAUGACGAAGAAAAAUGCAGGCGAAAGUAAAGCGACCGAUGCUGUAAUAGACAAACCUCAUGAUACUUUUAAUACCGUUCAUAAACAGAAGGCGACCAAUAUCACAAAGCCUUUGGAGCCUGAACUAGUAGAACAUUCGCAAAAGCUUCCGAGUACAUCACCGGAAGCAUCAACAACCAAGGAUUCAGCAUGGGAUUCUUCUUCUUCAGUGUCUCCUCCAAUAUGCGAAACACUUCAUUCCAACAAUAGAACACAGGAAGAACCAUAUGAUAUUUUUGCUUUUGAUCCUAAUCCUUCAACCAGACUAUACGAUAAUAAUCGCGGUUAUUUUACUAACGCAACAGCCUCAAAUAUGUCUGUUGCAUAUAAUGACAGUAACGUUUCAUAUCAAUUAUCGACACACAAUAAUCAUGACAAUCCCUCUGUCUACAGCUUCACUAACAUGUACAGUCAGCCAAUGGAUAAUGGUACUUACUGUCACCGAGCAAUUAAUAACUUCUACCAUGAUCAGCUGCCAUUUUCUACAGCAUCUCAGCCGCAACAGUCUCUUCCAACGGCUACUUUCUCGAAUAAUUUUGAUCAGCUACCAUCUAUAAUCAAUCCAUUUGACUUACUCAACGUCUUAAACCCUGCCCCUACUCCACAGCAUUCGAAUGCAAAUGUUUAUUAUCCUUCCGCCACGCAUAUCAUUCAAACCGCGCCGACUUUCUCAGCAGCAUUUACUGCAACUCCAUCAACGAUAGUGCACGUUCCAAUGACAGACAUGACUACUUCUACAGUUGCACCACCUAAACCAUCGACAACACUUUCUUCGUCUUCUUCAUCCACAGCCUCUUCGCGUCUCGGCGAACCAAAAAAGCGCAAACGAAACCUCGUCUCUCAUUUAAAAAGUGCUACAGGCGAGAAGAGCAAUAAGAGUGCAUCGAAAAAGGACAUCGAUUACAUCUUUUCUGAUGAAGAGGACUCACUUAUUGAACACUUAAAGGAAGAACAAAUUGAUAACCCACCAUUACCCUUACGUGAAAUCAUUAAUAAAGAAAGGAGCUUAUCGCCGGAACUUACCCAUGGAGAAAGGAUGGAACUGCAGCUUAAAGCCAUUAUGCGAUCGGAAUUUGGAGAAAGCGAUAAGUCUGAUUCUGUAACAGAAGAUAAGGAAGUGAUUAAACGCAGACCUCGUUAUGAACCUUUGAAUAAAGUCAAUGUUCGUGUCACUUUUCAAAAACCCCACAACACCAAUACCACUCAACACAUUGACGAAUGAUAAUACUACUACCACAGCAACAUAACCUACAGCAUCGCCGUAAAUCAUAAAGCUUACUCAAUUGACUUACAGUUAAUAUAAC
Molecule: messenger RNA, 2102 nt
Organism: Mycotypha africana
Lineage: Eukaryota; Fungi; Mucoromycota; Mucoromycetes; Mucorales; Mycotyphaceae
Exons: 1
Coding region: 188-2020 (610 amino acids)
Source: RefSeq, a predicted model, not a curated record